Messenger RNA from Cutaneotrichosporon cavernicola, 312 nucleotides. RefSeq lists its product as uncharacterized. The record is from RefSeq and is a predicted model, not a curated record. Gene Ontology annotation, cellular component: mitochondrion; respiratory chain complex IV. The transcript has 2 exons. NCBI's taxonomy places the organism in Eukaryota, Fungi, Basidiomycota, Tremellomycetes, Trichosporonales, Trichosporonaceae. The coding region runs from base 1 to 312 and encodes 103 amino acids.
AUGUUCGGCUUUGGCUCGUCCUCCUCCUCGUCUGCCAGCGAACCUGGCAAGGCGCCAUCGCGCGAACAGCGACAGAAGUGCUGGGCUACGCGUGACGCGUUCUUCGCUUGCCUCGACCAGCAUAAUGUGAUCCAGCCGCCUGAGGGGGCAAAGGGGGCGGGAACAGUGUGCGAGGCCGUGCAGAAGGAAUACGAGGGAGCUUGUGGGAAGAGCUGGAUCGACUACUUCAACAAGCGCCGCGUGCUCGAGUUCCGCCAGGCCGCGACCCUCGCAGAGGCCGCGCGGCAGCGCGAAGAGGCUGCCAAGCGGUAA